UCCCACCAUUCCCCAGUGUAGGUUCUGAAAGCAGGGUCCGAAAUUCCAACGCCAACAAGAAACGGUUUUCAAGGCGCAAUCAGGCGUAACUGUAACAACACUAGGUACAGUCGGACUUGCGGAAUCGUUCGUUUCCACGGGUUAUUCCGAAAGCAGCAAUCCGUGGAAAUUAGCGGCGGUUGUUAGACGGAUUCUCCCAGGAAACAAGGCAGCGGCACGGUUUAGUCUCCUUAGCAGCGUAGUACGCGAGGGCACUCGAAACUCUAGGUGAUGACAAGACCGCAUAUCGUGGCGCUGCAGAGCAGAGAAAACGUCCCAGAGACGCAAAUCGUGCAGACUUUAUCACCAAGAGUGUGCACAGACCCAGACGCGCGAGCCAGGAGGCCACUGGUGGGACAGCACACCUCUGGGAAUUGCAGCGUUGAAAUGGGUGCGGCGGGAGGUUUCAACGGUGUGGGUGGUGGUAGAUCCACGGUCGGACGGCUGGCAGAGGGCAUGACGGCUGGCGGGAAGAGGAGCCGUAGCAUGGGGAACAUGGGCGGCAGGAUCGAGGAAGGAGGUAUGGGAACCAUGGGAGCGGGAAACAAGGAAGGAGGUGUGGGUACUAGUGCCGUGAGAUCGGGGGGCACGAUCUGCGAGUGCGUGAGCUGGCUGAGCCAGCGAAGCGCCGCUGCUUCUCACCAGGCUGCUGCUAUUGCUGCUGCUGCGUCGUGCUGUGACGGCUGCCGAGGAACCCAGCGCACCGGCCUGGUGGCGGAGCAUCAAGGAAAGAAGAGAGUGCGUCGCGAGGCCGAGUCUCUGGACUCUUCCCCCGGGGAGAAAGACGUGUGGACUCGUAACGACCUCGAGCUGCCGCAGCAGCAGCAGCAGCAGCAGCAGCAGCGGAAGGAGCAACGGCAGCAACAGCAGCAGCAACAGCAGCAGCAGCGGCAGCAGCCGGAAAAGCAAGCACAAACAGCCCAGCUACACAGCUCUUCGCCAGGGCAAGAGGCAGCACCUUUCCAAGCCCACACUUCUUAUCCCUCAACCUCUGAGAACAUUACCUUCUCUAGCUUUCGGAAGCCGAUGGAACUCAGCCCUGCUGCUUUGAUGCUAUCCCCCCAUACUCUGCCCCCUCAAGUUCUCUCCCCCCAUGCUAUGGCCGCAAGCCAGCAUGUGUCAGGGGAACCGGGUACAUCGGCUGGCAGCAGCAGCCAGGCAGAGCACACGCGGGUGGUGCUGCUGACAGUGCUGUGCGCGGCGCUACAGGAGUUGCUGCGACGGGCGCAGAGGGAAGCUGCUGCUUCCGUCUCUGCUGCUGCUUCUGCUUCUGUGAAUGAGCCCUCAGCUGCGCCACAGCAAGGGGUUCUUGUCCUGCAGCAGAUCCUGCAGCGCUAUCUAUCGACUGCAAGACCGUCCAGUUCAGAGGGGCCUGAUGUGGACAUCCUCCAGCGGGUUCUGGAGCUGUUCUCACCCUCUGCUGCAGCUGCUACCGCUAGCAAUGUCACUGCUACUGGUGCUAACGAUGGCGCUGCUACGGGCGCUAUCGAUGGCACUGGUUCUAGUCAGGGUCUCUCAAGCCCUACUGGUUCUUCUUCUAGCGCGUGUGCUUUUAGCGAUGCCACUUGUGCAGCUGUCAGAGGCGCGGGUGCAUCGCCUUCAUCAGCAGCAGCAGCAGCAGCACCACCACCACCACCAUCGAUAGUGCCUGCUCGGAAGUACAGGGGAGUAAGGCAGAGGGGACCGGGGAAGUGGGUGGCAGAGAUCGAAGAUGCCGCCCGGAACAUCCGCCGGUGGCUCGGAACUUUCUCCUCGCCCGAAGCUGCUGCCCGAGCCUUCGACAAAGCUGCCCGGGAGCUCCGCGGCCCGAAUGCAAAGACGAAUUUUCCGCUGCCCGGCGAGCCAAAUCGGGCAGCUCGUCAACAAACGUCCGGGGGCAGGAAUUCCAGAGUGAAAUUCGCAGUGCAGAGAGAGGUUGACCUCCCAGGUGUGGACUCAAGCAACGGAGGGUGGUUAUACUGCAGGCCGCAAGUCCCGCUAGAAACGCUGCAGAUCCCCCCUCCUGGCGACGUUGCGGCGGCAGUCAUAUCCCAGCAGCUCAACCUUGGUGGUUGCAGACCUCUGGUGGCUAAACGGGUUGGAUCAGCUGGGUUGAGUUUUGAGCCACUGCGAACGGCACGUCAGUCUCUGGUGGGUGAGACGGCUGCAGGUGAAUCGCACAGUCAUGCCACCCACGAGCAGGCUCGCUUUUCUGGUGGAAUGGCCCAGCAGCAGCCGAAUCACCUGCAAUUGAAUGAGCAGCCAACAGCCCAGUACCAGAGGCAUCAGCAGGAGAGAGAAGCCAUGAUACAGCAAGAGGUGGUGGGAAAUGCUCUUAUGAGUGAACCCCAGAGUUCCCUCCCUGUGGCAUUUCCCCCUGCAGCUUUGGCACAAGCACCGCCUCCUCAACCGCACUGCACCAUUGCAAACCUCCUGGCAAAAAUGGUCACUGACAGGGAGGUCAAGGGUGAGAAGUUUGAGAAGGGUGGUGGUUCUACAGGGGAGGAGUUGUGUGAGGGAAGCUCCCCCUUGACCGUUCCUGAUGAUUGUGAUUGGGCGGCGUUAGUAUUGGGAUGUUGUGAUGAUAGUGGUGGGUGGGGUGAGAUGCACUAGAGAUCAGUUGCGUUUUCAGGGUGGCUGCACUAGACACCGGCACUUAAUGACAAUUUGUUUUGUUUUGAACUCAAACCAUAACCU
Molecule: messenger RNA, 2715 nt
Organism: Closterium sp. NIES-67
Lineage: Eukaryota; Viridiplantae; Streptophyta; Zygnematophyceae; Desmidiales; Closteriaceae
Source: the annotation of a GenBank genome assembly